GAGUGAAAUAUGGUACAAAUAAGAUACGAAAUGAGUGAUUAAUCAACAUGAAAAAGAGAAAGAAAAAGACAUAACACAGGGAUGUAAUCAUUUAAUCGUGGAAUCAUUUGAACGACCACGUCGGCUUACCUUGUCUUCUUAAGUGUGUAUCUACACUUUGUUGAAUCUUUUUGUUGUGUGGCACCUUUGCCAGUUCUUCUUACUUAUUAAUUUUGUGAACCACUUUUUCCACGUCUACUGCACUUCAGAUACAGCUUAUGCUAAAGAAAGAGAAGUAGACUAAACGAAGAUUGAUCUACUAGGCCGGAAAGAGAAUGGGAGAAAGAAUGCAUUAAGAUAGAAUCGGCAAAAAUAUAUCAAAAGGCAGUAAGUGGAGAGUCAUAAUUACUGUAAAAACAUAACGAAUUCUUACUGAUGUUGAUUACCAUGACCUUGAUUAAAAAUUACGAAUCUUUUAGUCCGUGCAUUCAUUCGCACAAAAUUGAACAAAGAAGUCCAACGAAACACACAAACUCAGAGAGGAAUGAAAAUACUCGGCGAAAAACGAAACACGCAAGGAAGCAUGAAACCGAUCGCUCUACAAUGAAGCGAAAAAAAAAAAAGAAAGUUUCCUCCUGAGCUUCUUCAUUCACUCUAACAACGCCCCCUCGAUGAAAGGAAUUCCGCGGCUCGGGGCGCUACGAGGUGCCUCAGAUUUAGCCUUCCCCUUAAUCCCCCGCGAUUCGCACUUAUAACCCUUUGAACAGCGCCAUAUGGGUGCAGGGAGGCGACAAGCAGCGAGGGAGAACAAAGGGGGCAAAGUCAGGAAAACAAACGCGCUUUUCCAACAAGUGCGACGAGGACGGCGGCGCCAAAGUUUCCGCCCACGGUGCGUCGCCCCCCUCUCUUCCCCUUUCCACACUGUCCCUACACAUCCACCACAUUUCCACGUGAGCCAACCUUUUCAUCCCCAUCGCCGCCAGCGCAGCCGCAUUCUUCCCGUCCUCACAUCGUGAUAAGGGGAAAAAGAGAAGAGUGUCGCUUCUCGUACCAUUCUUUCGUUGCCGCCGUAUAUAUACACGUCGUCGUCGUAUAGUGUGUCGCUCAGGAAGGUCGUCGAGGAACGAAAGAAAAAAAACACGAAUGGACGGGGGGAGGGGAGGGAAGAGAAAGGGAGGACCGGUCCCAUCGUGCUCCCUCGAUUGGCGGGCCGGAAGGUUCGAAAGGCGGGCUCUCCCGCUCUUGGGCGGAGCUUGGGGACAGAAACGGGCGUUUCCUUCCAGUUGCGGGGGAAAAUCUUGCCGGCGCAUCGGAUGAAAAAGUAAUACACGUCGCGGCGCGGUCACAAAAACCAGUGCCGCCGGCCGGGCGAGCCCCGUAACAGUCUCGAGACGUCGACGAACACACCGGCGGCAACUCCGUCGGCUCUGGCUUUAGGUGUGGUGCGGUGCACGGUGGAGGCGGUGGUCCUCGUUCGCCGUCCGCCGCUAAGCUGGAAGCUUCUGCCGCCUCAGCAUUUCUCCGGGCGCUCGGAGGAGGAGGAGGAGGCGCGGCGAGCCGCGGUCGACGGCCGCGUCGGCCAUGAGCACCACUAGCGGCGGGUCUUCGGGCUUGGGCCCCCAGCCGGCUACGGUGGCCGCUGCGGGCCUUCUGGGCCUUCGCGUCGGGGUCGCCGGCAGCGCGGCGGCGGCGGGUCUCCCCAUUGCGGAGCGGUACCAGAGGACGCCCAAGUGCGCCCGUUGUCGCAACCACGGGGUCGUGUCGGCGCUGAAGGGGCACAAGCGCUACUGCCGCUGGCGGGACUGCGCCUGUGCGAAGUGCACCCUGAUCGCCGAGAGACAGCGGGUGAUGGCGGCACAGGUGGCCCUCCGGAGACAGCAAGCGCAGGAGGAGAACGAGGCCCGCGAGCUGAGCCUGCUGUACGGGUGCCACGACGGGCUGCUGGCCAUGCACCGUGCCGGAUACACGUUCUCGGCGGCUAUGGCCCAGCUGCUGGCCAGGGACGCCGCGGCUGCAGCGGCGGCCGCCGCGGUCGCCGCCGGAGGUGGAGGGUCGCCCUCGCCGACGGCCACGACGACGUCGUCACCGCCGCACGGCGGUGGACGCCUGGCUGCAGCCGCGCCGCCUGCCGUUGCCGCUGCCACAGCGCCAGACUGGAAGCGAGGCGGCGGCAGCGGCGGGCCCCCGUCGGACGCCUCGUCGUCCGAGGAACCGAGCGGGAGCAGCGGCAGUCCGGCGCCGGCCUCGUCGGCCACCGAGGACGGGGCGCGCUGCGACGACAGCGACCGGUCGCCCUCGCCCGACCAGCCGCUGGCGCUGGACACGCGCUCGUCGCAGCGCCGGUCGCCGCUGGACACGCUGGCCAGGCUGUUCCCUAGCAGGCCGCAGUCGACCCUGGCCGCCGUGCUGGACCGCUGCGGGGGCGACGUUCUCCAGGCGCUCGACCACCUGCUGCUGCAGGAGCCGCCUCCGCUGGACUACCGGCGGCACCCGCCGCCUCCCCCGCCUCCCCCGGUGACGGCGGCGAGCCUGCUCGGAGCCGUGCCCGCCUACCCGGGCCUGUUCCCGCCGCCUCCCCCGCCGCCGCCGGCCUCCUCGGCCGCGGCCGAGCACGCCAAGCGACUGGCCAGCCUCUGGUCGCCCCAGCAGCCCACCGCCGCCGACCACCACAAGAGCGCAGCAGACUGAGCCCUCCUCCCGCCCUCACUGGGACUCCCGACGACGACGAAGACAGGCUCUCGCUGUUGUUUACCGUCUCGAUCCGCCGCCGCCGCCGCACCGUUGCAGUAUUGCCACACCAACAACGCCCCGCUGUUCUGUGCCUCUUUGUUUUCGAGAGAGGGCCGCGUUUGGAUCCGUGGCGUGCCGAAGCCCACGCGCCUGCGACCCCUUCUUUUUUUUUGUACGCGAAAUCGAGAACGCUGGCUUCACUGCGAUGCGCGACUCGCACUGUGGUAGUGGCGUCGCUCGCCGAACCUCGGAACGUAUUCACCAAACGUUCUUACGUUAGGAUCGUUCGCAAGAGCGAAUGUCAGCGAAUCCCGAUGGUGGACAUCUUGUCGGAGGAAGGGCUGCACGACAGUGGCAAAGAGCACUUACGAACGUAAAGGCGUACGAAUACGCGUGCCCUGAUUUCUGGCACAUAGGGAAAACCUAGCCGACGUUCUCACGAACGUAGCCCUGUUGCUACUCCUAUGUGUAGCUACUGAUUGGCAGCUACGGCAUUGCGAAGAAAGAUCUUAUUAGUACGUUCAUUCACUUUCUAUAAACAUCACUGUACUUGCCGAUGUUGGACGUGCGCGAACGCCGCACUAAUGGUGGCGUUCCAUUUCUCUCUGACGCGGGAGAACUUCGCUUCGUUGAACGCGAAACCUACUUAUACGCGACGACGGGUUGGAGAAAGAAGGCAGACAAGGUGUGCGAGUGUGUCGUACGGUUCAUCUAAAGGAACACAACACACGGACGCGGUCUAAUGUGAAGACAUCUUAAAUACAAAGUCGCACUAACUCACCCAAAUGUCAUUGCUGUCACGCGGUUCAGGAUCGACAACUCCACCUCAGUAAAAUGUGCCGAUUACUCCCCGCACCCUCCGCCCCCACUCACCCUUUACUAUAUUUCGCGCCCUCCCUUUCUCGGUUUGAGCAUCGGCCAUGGCAGAUCUGGUGGCGUAUCGCAGUGAAGCCAGUAUAGAGACUUCGAGCGGGACUUAUGAACGCGUCAUCGACGCUUACUCGUUUGAGCUUGGGUCGGGCUUCCUAGAAUGUCCGUCGGCCUCACGAACUCUCUCAACUCCGGCUGCCUCCAAGGCACGAAAACCAGCGCGCAGCAGGGGCACCGGAUGACGUCUUUCGCCUUCGGCCGCAACCUGAGCCGAAACACAGCGAAUAGUUGAGGAAGCGACGGAGAACCUCGGUGGUGACGUCUCGGUCGAAGAGCUGAUCGACUGUGGACUGCCAAGAGGAACGAGGGCCACUUUUAAUGGAAAGAAAUCUUGUAGUUCCACAUGACGGAAAGCCGGAACGAUUUCUUGAGCGGACUGUUAACACCCACGGCGCAGCUGAAUCCCUUCAACGGCCGAGUUUUCCAGUCGCCAUUUUCGGGGACAUCGCGCUCAGUGCGCGCAUUGUUUUGGCUGCGCACUGCAGGUCUUAUUUUCACGUCGUGUGGUUGUCGAAUGCGUUUAUAUGAUGCCCGUCGCAACAGCGGGGCGCAUCGCUAGACCUUGGUUGCAUCGCGAAAGAAAAAGAAAAGUUAGUAUCCCCGGAAAGGAUCGACAGAGAAUGCUGCGUCAGCGUGAUUGUGCGAGGGAUGUGCAUAGUGUCGCAUGGAGAGCCGUGCGGUGAAUAAGCGAGCGAAACCGUUGAUUUCGAAGGCGCGCCAUGGCGCCCCAGGAAUGGCCUCCCGCAGAGCCUUCGAUGAGACCGUCUCAGUAUUGCCUCCCGUUUUCCCGCUGUGACCUGCGGGGGCUGGGCUACGGGCCAGUGUGUCGUCCGCGUAUACUUGCGCUGGCUUGGGCAGCGCGCUGCGCAAUAAGCAGUGCAUGGUUAGCAGACUGUGAUAGCAGGAUGUGGAGGUGUAGCAGGCCUGUUGGUUGCUACAAUCCGUCGCACUAGAGCAGCGGCGUGGCUGAACCGGAUGAGGCACACAGGUAUUAUGGUCCUUGACCACGUAUUAGUGCCAGAAAACUUAAGGUUAGCCGUGAGGCACAACUGUGAAAGCUCUCUCGCUUCGCUCGUUAGCGCGAGGCGCAAUCUUUCGUUCAAGUACACAGCCGACCUCGCGAUCUCUCCGAAUACAUAAAGCCCGCUUCUAGAGACGUCAUCUGAAGGAUGUACGGUCUAAAAAUUCACGAAAUAAAGAGAGACACUUAAAGAAGAGAGCGCAAGUGAGCAGGUGCGAGAAAUGUGACAAAAAGCGUUCUCUCUUCCUGCGCAAAAGAAACUAAAACACUCUAAAGGUACAUCAGGCCUAAAUGUGAGGCUGACUGUGUGCACUUUACACUUGACACUGAACAUUCAGGUGUAAAGCUCUUUAACCUUAUACUCUUCUUGGUGGUGUAUCCGUGUUAUUAAUGAGUCUAAAGAACCGAAACUUUAGCACUGUCGGUACAUCCACCUGCCCGAUAACUCGAAAUCGAUUCGAUAAGCUUUUCGCAAGUGCUAACGUAUUCUACCAUUACGCCGUAACAUCGGUGCAAAUCUCGAUUGUACACUGUAUGUUAGGUGCUGACACGUUCACUUCACAAUCACGGCUGUUCUAGGUAGGAACAGAACUCCGUACAUUUCGUCUGCUCCAGUAACAGUCUGAAACUGACUUUCCUAUUCGAUGAAAACGCCCUGUUACACGCACGGUCGUGCAAAGUAUUCAUUCAGUAUUAUCAACAGACAGACUACAGUAUUGUUGUCCGAAUAACUAGCUUCGCCUGCGUACUCGAAUAACAAAGCACAAUGCGUACAAGGUAGGAAGAACGUAUGCAGAGUACUUCGGGGUUGCUUGUUGAGCGGAACGGCCUCUUUUAGUAUUGUCGUUGCUGUGGCAAAAGCAAGGAAUUUGUAUAAAAAAGAAUAUGUGCUAUGUGACAGCGCACUGCUAUCAAUCUUGUGCAGAGAACUUAUCCAAAUAAAACUAAACUUGAACGUUCGGAGCUUAGCACCGGAGCCAUGGGCUCAUGACGGCAGCAAGACGUUACGGAUCUCGCAGUAUUAUUUUUCCCAUGCGCAAAACAAGCGUAUACGUAAGUGCCUAGGCUUAGUUAUUGUAAAAUUUUGAGCGUAUUUAAUCGUGUUUGAUUCAAAAUGAACACAGCUCGCCUCCGUUAAACAGUUCUUUUAAAAUAAUAUUGCGAGCGUAGUGCGAUCAUGGACACCGCCAUUAAGAUCGCCGAUGUCACGAGGCCCCAGUAUGGGAGGCUCGAGACAGCGUCACCAUCUGUCUGUCAUUUUGACGUUUUUAACGGCGCACCAAGUUUUCGCAGACGCUAAGACGAACCUUCGGCUGAACUUACGAAAUACGUAAUUUGUGAAUACACUCUACGUUAACUUAGUUCGACUCUUCUAUGUUCGUUUGAUGCCGAUGACGUGCUUGCCGCUUCUCGUUAAGUCGCUCUCUAUUAAAGUCUGGACAGCCGCAAGCGCGACGUCACACUCCCCGGAUUGCCUUUGCUCUUGGUGCUCGAAAAACUGUGCCUAUAUAUUACGGGCAGGAGACAACGAUUUUCGGGCCCGAGCACACGAGGCCUGCAAUAACUUUUCCUACCCACGCUUCAGCCCCCACAUCCGGGUUCUACUACUGAGGUUUCAAGACGCGCACGUUCACUGUUAAAAUGCAGACGCGCCCAAGAACGCGCGUGCAGACUGGCAGCUGUCGUAACGGUGCAACAUGACACAUACCGUCCCGUUUAAAGAGAGCUCACAAAAACAAAUUGCAGAAACAAAAUCUGGCUCCAACUGCCCCGACGGACACAUGCAUACUUGACCGUUGUUAAUUACGUGGGGUGCGCCUGUCCGCCAAAGCGUUGUUGCAGGAGGUGACGGGUUUCGAAGCGAAGACGGGUUGCAUGAUUACAGAAAUUCGUGAGCGCGACGGGCAAACGUUUAGGCCAAAGUUUUUCAGUUACACCAGUUGCCAACCUUCCCGCUGGACUCGUGUUUCAAACUUGGCUUACAACGUGGGAGGCCUGCGAUUGUCGCGCCAACUGUGGACAAAAAACAAACAAACAAAAACGGCUAUAAGACGUUCUCUUUUUGAGCAAACCAACGAAAUAAGGUCUUGGCAUGCACUGCAGGCGUAGUAUAAUGGUGUUACCAAUCAGCACCACAUUUUUCAGUCAGAUUAGCAAUUUCAGACACUCUAAGACGAUGGGUGACGACGAGCUUCAUCUUGUCGCUUAGUGGUGGCGCGUCAGUUGUAUAUCAUCACAAAAAAGGCACCCCAGCGUACCGCCAGAUGGAAGCGGAGAUUCGGAACUGUUAUGAUUGAGGGAUUCUGGUUCAAACAAUGCUGAACCGCUUAUUCGCUGACGACACACUGUCCUGGCCUAGUCACCGCACAUCGAAAGGGUCAACGGCAGAACCGCAAUCCGUGUAUAACCGGACGAAGCGCGUAGUACGCGAAUGACUCGCGACGAAUCUACUGUGCAUGCCUAUACUAUAUGUGAAAUGUUGUUACCGAUGAACACACACAAAUAUACACGCACACGGUGUGAUAAAGAAACAUGAAUGGAACACCUCACAAACGUGCAAAUAAAUUUAUCCUCCAACAAA
Molecule: messenger RNA, 7241 nt
Organism: Dermacentor andersoni
Lineage: Eukaryota; Metazoa; Arthropoda; Arachnida; Ixodida; Ixodidae
Source: RefSeq, a predicted model, not a curated record